Molecule: messenger RNA, 930 nt
Organism: Caenorhabditis remanei
Lineage: Eukaryota; Metazoa; Nematoda; Chromadorea; Rhabditida; Rhabditidae
Exons: 2
Coding region: 1-930 (309 amino acids)
Biological process (GO): embryo development
Molecular function (GO): protein binding
Source: RefSeq, a predicted model, not a curated record
AUGACUUCCCAAUUUCCCCUCCUACGUCUUCCUCGAUUGGCCCUGUUCGCUGUGUUCAAAGCAUUGAGUAUCGGAGAAAAGAUCAUGCUCUCCCUCUGCUCCAAGAAAACCGCGAUUCAAAUCAAUAAUGAUCGUUUGUACUCUCAAAAAGUUAUAGUCAGUCUAGACAUGUUCAACCAAGGAAUCAGAGUUCACACUAAAAAUUAUAAUGAUAAAUUUGACAUUUUCAUUUAUCCUGAUACCUGGAGUAGCGACAUUUCAAAUACUCAACAAUUUUAUAUUUCAUGUUGUAUUACGGGAAUCAACACAUUUUGGAAGAAUCAGCAAGAAGGAUUUCUGUCUUUUAUUUCACAUCUAUUAAAAAUGUUUCGAUGCAAGAUUACAACUACUUUUAGUUGUUGUGAUAGUGAUUCAUUUCAACAAACAAUUUUAAUGUUUUUUGAUCUACAACUGGAAUUCAAGACGCUUUGUAUCCUAUUUGAUGGAUCAAAAUAUCAAAACUUGUGGAACCAGAUAUCCAGUAAUUUGGGACUGGUUGAGGAUCUUCAGAUCUUUUUCGAUAAUAUGAAUUCUGGUUUCACACCAGUUUUCACUUCAUGGCCAACAAAAGAAAUUAGUAUCUUUGGUUGCAACUGGUUUACUCUGGAAUCUCUUUUGUCGUGCACUUGCAGUAGCAUUACACUCGAGGAGUCUCGACUGGGAAACAAGGAUUUGGAUGAGAUACUCAGAAAAUGGAUGACUGGAGGAUUUCCGAAUCUAAAAUAUCUGAGGAUCCAAAGGCUGAGGCGAACAGAUGAUGGAGAACAUAUUUUGGGAAUGGAUUGGAGGGAUUUAAACGGAAUGGUUAUCCAAUCUAAUGAUGGAUCAAAGAAGGCUACUAUUAACAUUGGUUCAGGAGGUAUUGAAAUAUCUGUGACUCCAUUUGAAUAA